Molecule: messenger RNA, 789 nt
Organism: Chara braunii
Lineage: Eukaryota; Viridiplantae; Streptophyta; Charophyceae; Charales; Characeae
Source: the annotation of a GenBank genome assembly
GGAUUCAUCGAGCAGUGAGAAACGGAAAAGAGGCAGAGAGCGCACUCCGGCAGUAUGCUCCCUAGCAGCGAAUUGUGUGAAGACCUGAUCACGAGGAAACUGAAAUCAAGGACCAAGAGGAUAGAUAUUUCCUCAGAUGAAGAAGGCGCUGCAGGAGUAAAGCAGAACCUGCACGCUAAGAUGGAAGGAAGCAGUGAGCUGAUGGACAUCAAGCUCAUGCUGGCCUCACUUCUGAACGGGAUCGGCGAUAUAAAGGGAAAAGGGAAGGUGGUCUUAUCUGAAGUCAAGUCAGAACCUGAACCUGUUGAAACCCCGGCCGUGGAGACCGGGAACAGUGAAGAAGCCAAAGAAGCCGAGGACGUGGACGUUGAGCAGAACAAAGACUGCACUGAAGACGAAGAAGAGAUCGAUGAAGGGGGUUUGGCGGCGUAUAUGAAGAUCAGGCGUGAAUUCUACAACUCGUUACAUUAUACACGUCUCAUGGAACUGUGUAAACAAAAAUCCAUACGAUAUUUCAAGGAGAUGGGCGCCUGGGAGUUGGCUCGGCUUGAUCUUCAAAACUACGCUGAUCAGCUUAAUGCUGACCCCUCGGCAGUGGUGGCUGAACACUCCAAGAAGAAUGAAGCGUGGAGCGAAGACGGCGAGAACGCUGCAUCCGGUAGCAAUGACGUAAAGGGAAACUAACCGGUGGGAGCCUCAGAUCACUACGUCGGGCCACAAAACGCAUCUGUAUGGCCAAGCAACGAGCGGGCAAGGAGACACACAUUCUCCUGGAGCGCAUUCACGUUC